Elephantulus edwardii (Cape elephant shrew) is the source of this 1155-nucleotide messenger RNA. RefSeq names its product apolipoprotein A-IV (gene APOA4). Gene Ontology annotation, cellular component: blood microparticle; high-density lipoprotein particle; chylomicron. Bases 1 to 1155 code for a protein of 384 amino acids. Gene Ontology annotation, biological process: positive regulation of lipid biosynthetic process; lipoprotein metabolic process; high-density lipoprotein particle assembly. NCBI's taxonomy places the organism in Eukaryota, Metazoa, Chordata, Mammalia, Macroscelidea, Macroscelididae. The transcript has 3 exons. The record is from RefSeq and is a predicted model, not a curated record. Gene Ontology annotation, molecular function: phosphatidylcholine-sterol O-acyltransferase activator activity; cholesterol binding; phospholipid binding.
AUGUUUCUGAAGACUGUGGUCGUGGUCCUGGCCCUGGUGGCUGUUACCAGUGCCCGUACUGAGGUCAACCCUGACCAGGUGGUCUCUGUGGUGUGGAACUACUUCAGCCAGCUGAAGAAUAAUGCCGAGGAGGCUGUGGAGCAUUUCCAGAAGUCUGAGCUCAGCCAGCAGAUCAACGCCCUCUUCCAGGACAAACUUGGGGAUAUGAACACGUACGCCAGCGACCUGCAGACGAAGUUGGUGCCCUUCGCCACAGAGCUGCACGAGCGCCUGACAAAGGAUUCGGAGAAGCUAAAGGAAGAGAUUCGGAAGGAGCUGGAGGAUCUGCGCACCACGCUGCUGCCCCACGCCGAGGAGGUGAGCCAGAAGAUUGGCGACAACGUGCGCGACCUGCAGCAGCUCCUGCAGCCCUACGCCGAGGAGCUGCGCGCCCAGGUCAACACCCAGGCGGAGCAGUUCCGGAGCCAGCUGAUCCCCGUGGCGCAGCGCAUGCAGGCUGUGCUGCGUGAGAACGCGGAGAACCUGCAGAGCUCCCUGGCGCCCUUUGCCGACGACUUCAAGACCAAGGUGGAGCAGAACGUGGAGGAGCUCAAGGCGCGCUUCACACCCUACUCGGACCAGCUCAAGACCAAGAUUGACGAGAACAUGGAGGAGCUGCACCGCAGGCUGGCCCCAUAUGCCCAGGAAGUCCAGGAGAAGCUCAACCACCAGCUCGAGGGCCUGGCUUUUCAGAUGAAGAAGAACGCAGAGGAGCUGAAGGUCAAGAUCGACGCAAAAGCCGAGGAACUGAAGCAGAAGCUGGUGCCUGUGGCCGAGGAUGUGCGUGGCAGGCUGCAGGGCAACACCGAGGGGCUGCAGAAGUCGUUGGCCGAGCUGAGCAGCCAGCUGGACCGCCAGGUGGAGGAGUUCCGCAGCAGCGUGGGGUCUUACGGCGAGACCUUCAACAAAGUCUUGGUGCAGCAAAUGGGGGAGCUCAGGCAGACGCUCGGCCCUUUCGCGGGGGACGUGGAAGGCCACUUGGUCUUCCUGGAGAAGGACCUGAGAGACAAAGUCAACUCCUUCUUCAGCACCCUCAAAGAGAAAGAGAGCCAGAACCAGCCGGUCGUGCUCCCCCUCCAGGAGCAGGAACAGGAGCAGGCCCCAGCCCCCCUCUAG